AUGAAGAGCGUGAUCCUUCUUUCCAGCUGGCUGUUUGCUGUCUCGGCGCAGCAGAUCUACCUGCCCGCCGAUGGACCUGUCCGGCGGCCUGACAAAUGCUCAUCGGACGCCUACUACGCCACCGCGAGCCCGGUCUAUUCGUUCACGCAGUUCUCCUUUACGCAGACUGAGACUGUGCGCACGGCCACGGCUGUCACUCCCGGUCCUACCAAGACCUACGCUCCACCUUACCAGUCGCUAAGUCACCUCGUUCCGGAUCUGUCGACGACGACUUGGGGUAACUGGUACCCAAACGCCACUGCAACGCCGACGGAUACUGCCGAUCCGUAUGGACAGGCAGCUUGGUCGGCUCUGUGGGAGCGCGCGUCCCUGGUCAACUUUACCAGCCGGGGAAUGUACUCGACUACCGUCUCCCCGACUCCGGUACCCACGAGCGAGCUUGUGCUCCCACCUCCGAGGUACUUUCAGCCGCAGGACUGCUACUACUUUCCCGAGGACUUUGAGUUUGGGGUCGCCGGCUCGGCUGCUCAGAUCGAGGGCGCCAUAGCCGACGAGGGCCGCGCGCCUGCCAUCCUGGACCUGGCCGCCGCCAACCCGAAUCGUCCGGGGCUGCCAAACUACGUGACGAACGAGAACUACUACCUGUAUAAGCAGGACAUUGUGCGCCUGGCUGCCAUGGGAGUCAAGCACUACUCCUUCUCAAUCCCCUGGACGAGGAUCCUACCGUUCGCGCUCGAGGGCACGCCCAUCAACAAGCAAGGGCUAGACCACUAUGAUGAUCUCAUCAAUUUUGUCAUAUCCAAGGGCAUGGAACCUCAUGUUACCCUUAUCCACUUUGACACGCCCUUGCAGUUCUACGAGGACCCUCACAACCCCGGCCCGUCGCGGCUCGGAUACAGCAACGGAGCCUACAGCAACGAGAGUUUCCAGGAUGCCUUUGUGCACUACGGCAAGGUUCUCAUGACGCAUUUUUCCGACCGCGUGCCCGUGUGGUUCACCUACAACGAGCCGCUGCUGUGGAGCGACAACGCCAAGGCCAUCGACACCGUAGUCAAAUCCCACGCCCGUCUAUACCACUUUUACCACGACGAGAUCAAAGGCAGCGGAAGGGUGUCUAUCAAGUUCAACGACAACUUUGGCGUGCCGCGCGACCCCAGCAAACCCGAGGACGUAGUGGCGGCCAACCACUUCAACGACUUUCAGCUCGCCACCUUUGCAAACCCCAUCUUCCUCGGCAAGGACUACCCAGAGGCCUUCAAGAUGACCUUUCCAGACUACGUGCGGCUGAGCGAGGCGGACCUCGAGUACGUCAACGGCACGGCGGACUUUUUCGGCAUCGACCCGUACACCGCAACGGUGAUCGCGGCGCCGCCCCAAGGCAUCGCGGCCUGCGCGGCCAACCAGUCCGACCCGCUGUUCCCCUACUGCGUGGAGCAGAGCAGCACGACGACGGCCGGCUGGGACAUUGGGUACCGGUCGCAGUCGUACGUGUACAUGACGCCCAAGUACCUGCGGACGUACCUCAACUACCUCUGGAACUCGUUCCGGCACCCGAUCGUCAUCACCGAGUUUGGGUUCCCGGUGGCGAGCGAGGGAUCGGCGACGCCCGCCGCGCAGCGGUUUGACGAGCCCCGGAGCGACUACUACGUCGGCUUCCUGACCGAGGCGCUCAGGGCCAUCUGGGAGGACGGCGUGCACGUGGCUGGGGCGUUUGCGUGGAGCUUUGCCGACAACUGGGAGUUUGGCGACUACGAGCAGCAAUUCGGGCUGCAGACCGUCAACCGGACCACCAUGGAGCGGCGGUACAAGAAGAGCUUUUUUGACCUGGUGGACUUUGUGGCAGCGAGGACGCAAAGGUAG
Pyricularia oryzae 70-15 is the source of this 1860-nucleotide messenger RNA. Its product is annotated as beta-glucosidase A. Gene Ontology annotation, biological process: carbohydrate metabolic process. Gene Ontology annotation, molecular function: beta-glucosidase activity. The record is from RefSeq and is a predicted model, not a curated record. The coding region runs from base 1 to 1860 and encodes 619 amino acids. NCBI's taxonomy places the organism in Eukaryota, Fungi, Ascomycota, Sordariomycetes, Magnaporthales, Pyriculariaceae. The transcript has a single exon.